UCUGACCUCAUAUACAUUUGUACGUUUCUUUGUUUACAUAACUGCAUUUAUUCGACUGUGUAACUAUUGUGAUUGCUAAAUUACAUUUUAUUUACAUUAGUUAGAUCGUAAAUAUGCCACGAAACUGUUUGAACAACCCGGAAAAUUUUUGUUAUGUGUGUGGAGAAUUAACUUUUACAUCUCAGCGUCGAAAUUUCACAUCACUAAUUGAACAGUACUAUUUAGACUAUUUUGGUUUUUCUGUGAGGAAUCAAGACAAAUCCUGGGUUCCACAUAAAUGUUGUGUAACGUGUGAGAGGCUCCUUUUAGGUUGGGCUAAACAAGAAUCUAGACAUUUGUCAUUUGCUAUACCAAUGAUUUGGACGGAACCAAAGGAUCAUGUAAGUGAUUGUUAUUUUUGUUUGGCUCAAACAAAAGGUAUUACUACCAAAUCCAAACACACCAUCCAGUAUCCAAACUUGUCUUCGGCCAAGAGACCCAUCCUACAUAGUGUCGAACUGCCUGUGCCGAUGCCUCCAAAUCGAUCAAAAAGUGAGAAUUCUAGUCCGAAAGAUGGAGAUGAAUUUUUAUGUCUAAAAGAGAAUUUCCCUAAACUCAGCGAGGCGAAAAUCAAAGAGGGAAUAUUUGUAGGCCCACAAAUACGGCAAUUGAUGAAGGAUAAGAGCUUUGAAAAAAAACUGAAUGAUCAGGAAAAACUCGCCUGGAAAUGUUUUGUGAAUGUUGUUCAAAAUAUUCUAGCUUUGGGGUGUAAUAUGUCCUUGAAAAGACAUAUGCUGGACUCUCAUCUGGAUUUCUUUCCGGCAAAUUUGGGUGCUGUGAGUGACGAACAAGGUGAAAGGUUCCAUCAAGACAUUUCCUUAGUGGAGAAGUGUUAUCAAGGAAAAUGGAGUCCAGGAAUGCUAGCAGACUAUUGUCGGAGACUUAAAAGGGACCUACCGGAAGCCAAAUAUUCAAGAAAAUCAUAAGUAUCUGUUAGAUAUUAGGAAAUAAUUCUGUGAGUGUGGCUGAAUUUUGUACU
Molecule: messenger RNA, 1018 nt
Organism: Bactrocera neohumeralis
Lineage: Eukaryota; Metazoa; Arthropoda; Insecta; Diptera; Tephritidae
Exons: 2
Coding region: 114-965 (283 amino acids)
Source: RefSeq, a predicted model, not a curated record